Molecule: messenger RNA, 1185 nt
Organism: Frankliniella occidentalis (western flower thrips)
Lineage: Eukaryota; Metazoa; Arthropoda; Insecta; Thysanoptera; Thripidae
Gene: Lst8
Product: target of rapamycin complex subunit lst8
Exons: 8
Coding region: 192-1160 (322 amino acids)
Biological process (GO): TOR signaling; regulation of actin cytoskeleton organization
Cellular component (GO): TORC2 complex; TORC1 complex
Molecular function (GO): protein binding
Source: RefSeq, a predicted model, not a curated record
CAGUGUACAUGAAUGUGAAUCUAUCUUCGUACACAUCUAGUGUUGUGGAUCAACAUUUUACUGCUGCUUUAAGAAACUGUCACGUUAAAACUCGGCAGUGAAUUAAUACCAUGUGAAAUUAAUGAUACUUAUUUAUUUUCUUCUGUAAGCUAAAGCCCUGAUUUCACGGUAUAGUUUUGUUUGGUGUUUAGAUGACUUUAACAAUGACGUCAGACUCCUCUCCGAGUGAACAAGUUAUUUUAGCCACUGGUGGGUAUGAUCACACCAUUAAACUUUGGCAAGCUCAUACUGGAAUUUGCCAACGAACAGCCCAGCACACGGAAUCUCAAGUAAAUGCAUUGGAUAUAACACCUGACAAACAACACAUAGCAGCUGCAGGAUAUCAACACAUACGAAUGUAUGAUUUAGCAUCUAAUAAUCCUAGUCCUGUUGUGAACUAUGAUGGCCUCUCAAAGAAUGUCACAAGUGUUGGAUUUCAAGAAGAAGGAAAAUGGAUGUAUACCGGUGGGGAAGACCUCAGUGCUCGCAUAUGGGAUUUGAGGUCCCGUGCACUUCAAUGUCAAAGAAUUUUUCAGGUAUCUGCACCAGUUAACUGUGUCUGCUUGCAUCCCAAUCAGUCAGAACUUGUUGUUGGUGAUCAAAGUGGAGUUAUACACUUGUGGGACUUGAAGACCGACCAUAAUGAACAGCUGAUACCAGAGGCUGAUGCUUCAAUUCAAAGUAUCGCAAUGGAUCCACAGGGAAAGCUUAUGGCUGCUGUUAAUAACAAAGGGCGAUGUUAUAUAUGGAGCCUUUCUGGUGGUGAAUCCCAAGAACCCACCAAGCCCAAACCAUCUCACAAAAUAGAGGCACAUCCUAAAUUUGCUUUAAAAUGUGCAUUUAGUCCAGAUUCAUCUCUUUUGGUUACUACUUCAGCAGAUCAAUCUGCACGAAUUUGGGAAACAAAAGAUUUUACUCUACAAACUGAAUUGAAACAAGAGGGUCAGAGAUGGGUUUGGGAUGCUGCCUUCAGUGCAGAUUCCCAGUACAUAGUUACAGCAUCUUCGGACGGCGUUGCUCGCUUAUGGAAUAUAGAAAAAGGCACAGUGGAAAGAGAGUACAGUGGCCACAGUAAGGCCAUUACAUCUCUAGCAUUUAGAGACCAAAUUGUAAAUCCUUAAUUGUCAAUAAAUUAAUUACAAUUUU